This is a messenger RNA of Babesia sp. Xinjiang, 645 nucleotides long. Its product is annotated as Ras-related protein Rab-2B. The coding region runs from base 1 to 645 and encodes 214 amino acids. NCBI's taxonomy places the organism in Eukaryota, Apicomplexa, Aconoidasida, Piroplasmida, Babesiidae. Gene Ontology annotation, molecular function: GTPase activity; GTP binding. Gene Ontology annotation, cellular component: Golgi apparatus. The record is from RefSeq and is a predicted model, not a curated record. The transcript has 3 exons.
AUGCAUAACCGCAAUGAUGUCCGAGAGUCAUGUUGCGCAGGAGUUGGAAAAAGUUGUCUAUUGCUGAGAUUUACCGACAAGAGGUUCAAACCUGACCAUGAUCUCACUAUAGGAGUAGAAUUUGGUACACGUCUUAUUAAUGUCAAGGGAAAUACCAUAAAAUUACAAAUUUGGGACACCGCUGGUCAAGAGAGCUUCCGUUCAAUCACGCGCUCCUACUACAGAGGAGCGGCAGGGGCGCUGCUGGUGUUCGAUAUAUCGCGUCGAUCUACAUUCGAACACCUCACAAAAUGGCUUGAGGAGGUCAAAGACCAUGGAUCACCUACCAUGACCAUCAUACUCAUCGGAAACAAAACCGAUGUGAGCAGACGCGAAGUAGAAUAUGACGAAGGCAAGGCCUUCGCGGACGAAAACAACCUCAUAUAUAUGGAAACGUCGGCCAAAGGAGACUACAACGUGGAGGAAGCGUUCCUAACAACGGCAACUAUGAUUUAUGACAACGUUAUGCGAGGAAUGUUUGAUGUCGAAUCAGGCGUAUACGGUGUAAAAAAGGGCCCACAAGCCAGCGUCAACUCAAUGAGAAGAAACGUUAAUUUGCGCCAGAGCGGGUCAGGCUUCUUUGCGAACGCGUGCUGCCUGCGUUAG